UUUAUUUUUCAAAUAUCAUAUAUCAAAAUUUCAGCUGUUUUUCCUGCAAUAUCUUGUAUUCACAUUCUCUUCUAAGGUCAGUGGAAACUGAAAAAUGGCGCUCUCAUUUGCAGUUGUAGCUUCCUCAUCUUCAAUAAUGUGCAAAGCUAUUAAUGCCAACAACCACUCGCACCUUCAAGACUUAUCGUACAUCAAACGCGCCGCCCUUAUAUCCGACAAGUCUGCUGGGUUUACUUCCCCGCACCCGAAUUUUGGAUGCGUUAUUGUUACACCCUCGGUCGAAGUGGUUGGGGAAGGUUACUUGUAUGCCCAAGGUACAAAGCCGGCGGAGGUUCUGGCAGUUGAGGCCGCCGGCGAACGGUGUAGAGGCGCGACCGCUUAUGUUAAUAUGGAGCCUGGAGAUUGCCAUGGGGAUGACACCGCCGUCUCCGCUCUUGUUCAGGCAGGGAUCACAAGGGCUGUUAUUGGAAUGAGGCAUCCUCUGCAGCAUCUAAGAGGAAAUGCUAUACGUGCAUUAAGGAGCCAAGGUUUGCAGGUUGAUGUUCUUGGAGAGGAUAUGCAAAGUAAACUUGUGGAGGAAGCUCGAAAGGCAUGUCUCCUUGUCAACUUACCUUUUGUUCAUAGAGCUGCUUCUCGUGUUCCAUUUUCUGUUCUUAAGUAUGCAAUGACCCUUGAUGCUGUUAAAUAUAUGGGUCACUUCAGACGGUGUUUCUUGGAUGGAAUAGGUAAAAUAGCUGCAAGUAGUGGACAUGCAGCAUGGAUAAGUAGCAAGUUGUCUAGGAAUCGAGUUUUUGAGUUACGGGGUAGAAGCGAUGCCAUUAUAGUUGGAGGGAACACUGUGCGUAGGGACAACCCAAGACUGACAGCAAGACAUGGAGGUGGGCAUAUGCCAAUUCGAAUUGUACUGUCUCAAUCGCUUGAUCUUCCUGAGGAGGCAAAUCUUUGGGACCUAUCUGAUGUAUCUACUGUAGUUGUAACACAAAGGGGAGCAAGGAGGGGUUUCCAGAGAUAUCUUGCAUCUAAAGGAGUUGAGGUAGUGGAGUUCGACAUCUUAAACCCUAGGGAUGUAAUGGAAUAUUUUCAUGACCGUGGAUACCUCUCCAUUUUAUGGGAGUGUGGAGGAACUCUAGCUGCAUCUGCUAUUUCAUCGGGUGUAAUACACAAGGUUUUUGCAUUUGUUGCUCCUAAAAUUAUUGGUGGGAAGAAUGCUCCUUCUCCUGUGGGUGAGCUUGGGAUGGUUGAGAUGUCUCAAGCACUGGAUUUGAUUGACGUUUGCUUUGAGCAGAUUGGACCUGAUAUGCUCAUCAGUGGAUUUCUUCAGCCUAUACCAGAUUUAACGCCCACUAUUCCUUCAGAAGAUGAAACCUUUGCUAUUGACCCUACUGUUGCUCCUUUUGAGACGAGCAUCAUAUUCUUCUAUAAAACAUGGGAUCUUUAUGGCGCCUUCUCAAAUUUUUCUCCUCAUCCAAUUCAAAUGCCCGAUGAAGAUGGCAAUUAUGUCACUUGGUUUAGUGUAGAGCAUUAUUACCAGGCAAACAAGUUCAUCGGAGUCAGCAAUCCUCUAGCACAGGAUUGCAUAGACAAAAUAAAAUCAGCAAAAAGUCCAGAGGAAGCAGCACGAAUGGGAAGGCUAACACAGCGGCGACAACCUCAUCUGGUGAGAUCUGAUUGGGAAAGUGUGAAGAUUGAUGUUAUGUAUAGGGCACUAAAAUGCAAGUUCUCGAUAUAUCCUCACUUGAAUUCCAUGUUGCUAUCGACUGCCGGGUCGGUCCUAGUUGAAGCUUCGCCUCACGAUCUUUUCUGGGGUGGCGGGCGGGACGGCGAAGGCCUGAAUUAUCUUGGCAGGCUGCUGAUGAAGUUGAGGUCAGAGUUUCUUGGUGAAUCAUCUGCUGCAAGUGAAAACACCUGCAUAGCUUUAUGAUGUACAUAAAAAAGAAAAUAAAUGAAAUUGAUCCUGCAUAGACCCACAUUUGAUCUGUGUUGUAACAAUAUAUAUCAUACAAAGAAAGUUUAGGUUAAGUUUUGAGUUAAAAUUAUCAUAGUAUUGUUUUCGGUUGGAAUUUUGUUUUCUUAUUCUAUCAGAAAAUGUAUUCGGUUUCGAACUUA
Gossypium raimondii (Peruvian cotton) is the source of this 2106-nucleotide messenger RNA. Its product is annotated as riboflavin biosynthesis protein PYRR, chloroplastic. Gene Ontology annotation, biological process: riboflavin biosynthetic process. The record is from RefSeq and is a predicted model, not a curated record. Bases 95 to 1921 code for a protein of 608 amino acids. The transcript has 9 exons. Gene Ontology annotation, molecular function: diaminohydroxyphosphoribosylaminopyrimidine deaminase activity; 5-amino-6-(5-phosphoribosylamino)uracil reductase activity; NADP binding. NCBI's taxonomy places the organism in Eukaryota, Viridiplantae, Streptophyta, Magnoliopsida, Malvales, Malvaceae.